Molecule: messenger RNA, 1260 nt
Organism: Colletotrichum chrysophilum
Lineage: Eukaryota; Fungi; Ascomycota; Sordariomycetes; Glomerellales; Glomerellaceae
Exons: 3
Coding region: 1-1260 (419 amino acids)
Molecular function (GO): hydrolase activity, hydrolyzing O-glycosyl compounds
Source: RefSeq, a predicted model, not a curated record
AUGAAGUUCUUGAGCACCCUUGUCGGCUUCGCCGGCCUAUGCGCCGCUCUCCCCCACAACACCAGACAGAGCUGGCCCAAUGGCCCUCUUGUGGCUAACGGAGGCGAGGCCGUCGAUGCCUCUGGCAACCGCGUUGUCUUCGCCGGAACCAACUGGCCUGGCCACGGCGAGGUCAUGGUCCCGGAGGGUCUGCAGUUCCUCUCCGUUGAGGGCGUCGUCUCCAAGAUCAAGAGCAUUGGCAUGAACGCCAUUCGCCUGACGUAUGCCAUUGAGCUCGUCGACCAGAUCUACGACAACGAUGGCAAGGACAUCGACUUGAAGACCGCCUUCGUCAACGGCCUUGGCGAGACGAACGGCACUGCUGUGCUGGCUCAAGUCUUGGCCAACAACCCUUCCUUCACGGAGGCGACCACCCGUCUCGAGGUCUACGAUGCCAUCGCUGCCGAGUGCGAGAAGCAGCAGGUCUACAUCCUCCUCGACAACCACAUGUCCAAGGGCAAGUGGUGCUGCUCCGGAGACGACGGAAACACCUGGUGGGGUGACACCGAGUUCAUUGCAUCGAACUGGGUUCGCGGACUGACAUACAUGGCCAACCACGGCAAAUCCUGGCCCGCCUUCGUCGCCAUGUCCCUCCGCAACGAGCUCCGCCAAGCCACCAACAACCCCGACCUCGUCUCCGCCUCCUACCACUGGCAAGACUGGUACAAGUACAUCCAGCAGGGCACCAACGCCAUCAACGGCGCGAACCCCGACGUGCUCAUCUACCUGUCCGGCCUCAACUACGACACCACCGUCGCGCCCGUCUUCGAGGGCACCGCGCUCGAGCCCGGCACCGAGACCUUCAACCUCGCCGACUUCGAGGGCUACGCCAACAAGCUUGUUCUCGAGAUCCACAACUACGAGGGCUCCAUCGGCAGCUGCGACUCGCUCAAGUACAACCUGUACCACAAGGGCUUCCAGGCGGCGAACGCCAGCGACCCCGAGACGGUCAAUGUGUUCCCUGUCGCGCUGACGGAGUUUGGGUUCAACAUGAAUGAUAACACGUACCAGAAUGUGUACUCUACCUGCUUGUCGGAGUACCUGCCUGAGUACAAGGCUAGUUGGUUCAUUUGGGUGUUGGUUGGAAGCUACUACACCCGCCAGGGCACGCAGAACUUUGAUGAGAGCUGGGGAUUGUUGAAGGCUGACUGGUCUGACUGGAGGAACCAGGAUUAUGUUGACCAGCAGCUGGCGCCCAUGGUCGCUGCCUCUUUGGCAUAA